Molecule: messenger RNA, 4794 nt
Organism: Physeter macrocephalus (sperm whale)
Lineage: Eukaryota; Metazoa; Chordata; Mammalia; Artiodactyla; Physeteridae
Gene: C15H8orf89
Product: chromosome 15 C8orf89 homolog
Exons: 8
Coding region: 26-769 (247 amino acids)
Source: RefSeq, a predicted model, not a curated record
ACGGGUCGCCCCAAGGAUCCUCGUGAUGCUCUUGGAGGGGGGUUGGCGGGGAGGCCGGGCUGAGGACCUGACGGAGGCUGCGGGCGGCUCGGGUGCAGGAGUAUAUAGACUUAAGAGCAUCUUACUUUCAUCAGCACUGUUGAGAAAAGAAGAAAAAAUGCCAAUGCUGCCUCCUGAAAUCAAAUUUGAACCUUCUAAUGUCACCAGAAAUUCCCUUGACAGUUGUUUUCUUUUUGAGAGAAGUUGGAGGAAAGCAGUUUUAGAAACACAAAAGAUGAGGAAAGAAUACACCACAGCAUUUGGUCUAGAAGAAUUCAAAGAAUGUGUCAAAAUGCCAUAUUUACCAGGAUUGCAAAAUUGCCAAAAAAGUGUAAGUGUCACUCCACUAGAGGUUCAUAAAGGACUCUUGCAUGCUGAUACCGAGAUGCCUCCUGUCAGCCAUUCUACUGAGAACACGUCGGGUUGCCUACAAGUAUUUUAUUCUCCUCUGCAUAUUGAACAAUGCCCUGUGAAAGAACAGUCUUGGCAAAGCAGGUUAAAGAAGACUAAGCCAACAUGUACUGUGGCACCACUUCAGGAGAAAUCAAAAGGACUCUUAAGGCAUUCUAAUUCUCCUUCCAUCAAUUUUGGUUCUGGCUUCAGCGAUCCUCUCACUGGAGCACCAUCUCAGUACUUACAGAGACUUUCUAAAAUGGCCAUUUUGGAGUAUGAUACCAUUCGUCAAGAAACAACCAGAAAAUUUAAAAAGAGCAAGAAACAAGAGUUUUGAGACUGCUGAUUGUCCUCUGGUGUGAUGCUUUCUUCAGUGACUUUUAAGGUAGCUCCAGGGAGUAAUAAGAGAGCUGAGAAGAGUACGGUGUCUCCAGGAUUUCUUUGGGUCUGCCUUGCCUUCUGUGCAAAGUCUGUGUACAUUUUAUAUUCCAAGUUCUUCCCAAGAUAACUCGAAGCCUGGUGCAGAGGGAGAAGACCCUGAGCUUUCAAUCACAUCACUUGCAGACAACACUCCACCUCCAGCCCCUGAGUACCACUCUGGCUUUUUGAAGAACUGGAGAGAACAUGCUUCACUGGCAGGUGAAGACAGGGAGGGGGCUGGAGCCGGCUUCAGUCUUGUAUUUAUUUUAAAACUGUGUAAAUGUUUAAAAUGUGAUAUGUAAACUUGCUUUCAGGCCACUUUUCAUGGUAGGCGGCCUUGACAGUUAACCAUUAGGUUUCUCUGGGACGGUGGAAACUUGUGUUCUUUUGGAGAGGACAGCAGAAAGACUGCUCGCUUGAUGGUAUGGGGGACAAGGCAGGUGGGUUUGCCAUCUGCUCUCAGCUUUGGCAAGAGGGAGGAAUUGAAGGCAGCUGUGACAGCACCCGGGAGAAAUUAAACAGGAGAUACUUUAUUCCGCCAACCUCAGGGCUUUUGUCAUGGUAACAACUCCCAGACUCGGUGGCUUACAAACAUUGACUUCUCCAUCAUGCUGUGGAAUGGCCACAGCUCUGCACUAGGCUGUGGGCUGACUAUAGGGUGGCUUCUAGCAUCUUCCUGUUCUGGGACUCGGGCUGCAGGAGCAACCCCUAGCUGCAACCCUCAGCCCCGCGACAGAGAACAGAAGCACAAGAGGCUAGGCCAAGCCGUGCACUCUCCCUUCAGUCCGCUGCUCGGAAAUGGCGUGUGUCACGCCCGCUUGAAUUUUGUUGGACAAAGCAAGUCACAUGGCCAAUCCCAAAGGGUUGUGCUCUAAGGAAGGAGGAAUUGAAUACUUGAGCGUAAUACUGUUAUCUGCCAGAGUCAGUCAUUCUUUCGCUAAAUACUUACUGAGUGCCAGCAUUGUGCUGGAACUUGAUCUAUGGAAAUAGAUCUGUUCCCUGCCCUCAUGGAGCUUACAAUCCCACUUGGGACAUAAAUGAUGAGACCAGAAAUUACAAUAAAGGCUGAGCCCAGUCCCAGAUUUCAGGGCCCUCACAAGGAUAGUGGAGGCUGCAGAGAGCAUAGGAUGACUGCCAUAGGAUGAAUUACUCCAGGAUGUUACCAUAGCAAGACCUAAACAAUAUUUUUCCCUGGAUGGGGUGGGGAGUGGCGGAGAGAUUCUGUUCUUCAAAACUCUACUCAGGUCGCCAGCCUUCUGAGACUCUCUAUGGCCUUCUUUGCUGAGAUAGUGUCAGGCCUGGCAGGUUACCUGCCUUGACACCCUUCGUCCCACCUGCCACCUGUAAACCCAGCCCCACCUCCCUUCCCAGUCCGGUCAGGUCCUGAAUCAGCAAAGGACUUAAACAGAUCCAGCUCCGUAUUCGGGUGCUGAGGAUCAAGUUACCCUUGGCUAUUUGUCUCUCCAUGACCAGCUGUCCCAGUUUUAAAAACUGGAUUCCCGUCACAUUCCUAAGCUUUUUCUGUAACCUUCCAAACCCUUCCAUACCAUCACACCCAUACUGCUCUGACCUAACAUCCCAAGAUUCCAACCCAGUGAUUCCCUUCGUACCUGUUAGACCCCCGGUCCCAGGGUUCAUAAACAUCACCAUUCCCUCAACAUCUUCACAGAGGCUGUCUCUCAGAAGACUCUUUCCUGUGGGUACCACUUCUGCAGCCCUCUUGAACUCAGGACCGGGAGACCAGGGAAUGUUCUCCUUACUCCCCACCGCGGCUUCCUAUACCCUGGUGUGACACCGUAUGCUGCACCGGGUCUUAUUUGUGGCACACGGGAUCUUCGUUGUGGCAUGCUGGACCUUUAGUUGUGGCAUGUGAAAUUUUUAGUUACUGCAUGUGGGCUCUUAGUUGCGGCAUACAGGAUCUAGUUCCCUGACCAAGGAUUGAACCCAGGCCCCCUGCAUUGGGAGCGCCGAGUCUUAACCACUGGACCACCAGGGAAGCCCUGAAAGAGAUUCUUGAUUACAUAUAUGUAGAUGGCUCCAUCGGGGUCCAGGGAAGACCCUGGCAGAGGCUGACUGCUGCUGUUCUUCAUAUUCACUGCUUGGUGCAGCCAAAAUAUUGUGCAGGUAUCAAGAGGUGGGUCCAGGCACACGGCAUGCAGAUGAUGCCCCAGGUAGGGGAUGGCUUUGAAGUCUGGCAAACCAAGAGUUUCCAUCAAUGACCGGUUCAAAUUUACCUUUCAUAUGAGUUCUUGGCACCAAGAACAAUACCCUAGAUGUUGGGGUCCAACGUCACAGGUGAAUAUAAAUAUAUCCAGAGGUUCUAUAGAAGUUUACACAGGGCUAGUUAGGCUGAAAGUAAGCCAGCCAAGUGGGGAAAUAGCUCAAAAACCCUGUCUGCAGAGCUUUACUAAGAUUUAUUUGGAAAGUUAUGGUCUCUCCCAAAAUGAAUCCACAGAUUGCUUUGCUCUGAUUACAAGAAGAACGUUGAGGUCUUUAUUAACGGUCAUCAUUGGAUUCCUUCCCUCCUUAAGGAGAUUAAUUAGGUAAAUUUCAUUACAGUAACAUCAACUUUCUUGGAAAGAAACCAUCCAACUUCAGAAUGACUGUAAGUUUAUAUCUGGAAACUAAGCAAUGUUAAUGUUUACAGUUGAGAAUGUGAAACAUUAGGUUUUAAUAGAUGUUGAUGUCAUUCUUGGCAUCCUGCAAUGAUAUAAACUACUCUGUGAAGAGGUAACACGUUGUUAAAUGGAGCCAAAAUGCAAAGAAAGAAGCUGGAAUGUACACACGCAGGGUUCCUCCCUACCUCCCACUGACCCGUCCUGCAUCUGCCAUCUGAGCUGAGCCAGAAAAUUGUGGUUGGCAUGUCCCAUCUAUCGCAAAUGUCCAGGUAGAGAGACGAAGGAAUUUCUCCCAUUCUAUUUAGUGGUUUGCUGCUCUAGUAUUUUCAAAGAGGGCCAAAACGGCCAAGGAAAGAGGCCAAUUUUAGUCCUGGUUCGACCACUACUUGUUGCAUGACCCUGGACCAGUCACUCUCUCUGGGUUGUUUCCCCAUGCAAAAAGUGAGAGGUCUAGACUCACUGGCCUCCAAGGACAAGCAUAAAACUCUGUUUAAAAGAUAUUUUUCCUGCCUUUUGGGUAGACUGUCUAAUAUGCAGCCAUUUGACAACCCCCCCCCCUUCAACCCUGAGGGAGUCUGGGAACUUUGGGGCUGAAUCUUUUUUUUUUUUUUAAACCCCUCUCUUUUGCCCUGUUAUUUGUUUAUUUUUAAAUUAACUCUGAGUUUAUUUUUAUUUAUUUUUUAAUAUUUAUUUAUUUGGCUGUGUCGGGUCUUAGUUGCAGCACACGGGAUCUUCAUUGCAGCAUGUGGGAUUUUUGUUGCAGUGAGCAGGCUCUAGUUGCAGCGCACAGGCUUAGUUGCCCCGAAGCAUGUGGGAUCUUAUUUCCCUGAUCAGGGAUCAAACCCAUGUCCCCUGCAUUGGAAGGCGCAUUCCUAACCACUGGACAACAGGGAAGUCCUGGGGCCGAAUCUUUAACCCUGCUAGGUGGGUGCUCGGGUCCUUGAACUUGCCUCAUGACAGCCAGGGGCUGGGGCAGUUCUGGGAUGGCCUCAGACACAGAUUGUGUAAAAAUUCGCUCUACCCCCACCUCCCUCUCUCCUCUCUCUGCUUGUACAGUUUUUAAAGGAUAUCACCAUAUAUUAGUGCAUUCCUGCAAGGUGGGCAGGGCAAGAUUCUUACAUGGAAUUGCUAAAAGAAGCUCAUAUGUGUUCAAAUGGUUCUGAUGAACCUAGGGGCAGGACAGGAAUAAAGACGCAGACAUAGAGAAUGGACUUGAGGACAUGGGGAGGGGGAAGGGUAAGCUGGGACGAAGUGAGAGAGUAGCAUUGACAUACAUACACUACCAAAUGUAAAAUAGAUAGCUAGUGAAGCAGCGGCAUCACAU